Fundulus heteroclitus (mummichog) is the source of this 3016-nucleotide messenger RNA. RefSeq names its product E3 ubiquitin-protein ligase TRIM38. Bases 519 to 2696 code for a protein of 725 amino acids. Gene Ontology annotation, molecular function: protein binding. The record is from RefSeq and is a predicted model, not a curated record. The transcript has 27 exons. NCBI's taxonomy places the organism in Eukaryota, Metazoa, Chordata, Actinopteri, Cyprinodontiformes, Fundulidae.
ACAACUGGGUGAGUGGCUCUCUGCUUAUUCAGGAACGAAUCAUCUCGCCGUCAACACUGACGCUUAUCUACGUUCUCACAGAUAUUCUGACCCUCCUUCACAACUACAAACAAGACUACAUCAAAGCUCUGACUGAAAUUAAGAAUCUGAAGGAGCUGCUUUCUCAGACACGUAAGCCAGACCUUGAUCUUCAAGGACAAUACAACAAGGUAAAGGCCAGACUGGAACAAACGAUUGCAGAGCUGAAGAACAGCGGAGACUCCGACACUGCCCUCAUUCUGACUGUAUUAAACCUGCACGAUGAAAUCAAGGCUCUAAGGGAAAGGAUCUCCACCUCGACCGAUACAAAUGACAUCGCAAGGCUGCAGAGGCUUCUGCGGGAGAAACAAGAGGAGCUGAACAGCAAGACGGAGGACAUAGAAAGACUGAUUCCCAACCCACAGAUAAUCUUAACGAUUAUUGAGCUGCAGAAUAAAAUCAGGGAGCUUCAGAGUGAUACCAAUGCAACGACUGGAGAGAUGACAGCGCUGCAGCAGAGACUGAAGGGUCUGCUCAGUGAGCUGGAGAGCGAAGACCAAGAGAGCACAAAACAGAUGAUGACAAUCCUGGCCCUGCAGAACGAGAUAAAGUAUCUUCAGACAUUGCUGUCGAACGCUGAGGUUUCCCAGUCCCACACGACUGCCCAGCUCAAAAACCAGCUUGAAGCCAAGCAGGUGGAGUUGGACAAAGUUUUUAGGGAGAUGAGCGAGAGGAACCAGACAAACGGCAAUCUGUUGGUAACCAUCUCUUUCCUGCAAAGCCAGCUCAGGCAACUGGAGAACAAAAGAGAAACUGAGGGAGAAACAACUUCCGCCACAGUAUCCAAGCUGAAAGAACAAUUGAAGAUUAAAGAGGAGGAGAGCCAGGAACAGCAGGCUUUGAUUAAAACUCUGCAGAUCGCUUUGAACCAGACUGAAGCACAGUGCUCUCUGGAUAAGCAGAAAAUUCAAGAUCUUCAGAACGAUUUGGAUACCAAGCUUCAGAAACUCAACUCUACAUCUAACACGGUUACAUCUCUUGCUCUUCAAGUUUCUACACUCACUGCUCAGCUAGAAGAACUCAAGGCACAGCUGGAAAACUCUGUUUCUUCAUCUAAAGUUGAAGAGCUUCAAAGAACUGUUGAGCAGAAAAGUGCAGAACUGGACAAAAAAGUGGAAGAGCUGAGACAGAAAAGCGCUCAGGCACAGAGAUUUUUACAGAUUAUCGCCUUACAAGUGGAUAUCGAGCGACAGACGAUCGUGGCCUCAAAUGAGACGGAUUACGCCAAGGUCAGAGCACUCCAAGACCACCUCAAUUACCUGAUAGAGGGAAUUCAGGACACAGACAGUGAAAACACAAAACUGACGUUUCAGAUUUUGGCUCAUCAAGACGAAUUAGAAAGACUGAAAAAGGAGAGGGAGAGUCAGCUUGGAGCACACGUCAAGAAAAUCAAAGAUCUGGAAAACGAAUUGGAGUCAGUCAGAGCUCAGAUAAAAGAGAAAACCAAUUUGCUGGGGAUAAGUACCACCAGAGUCGCAAAUCUGUCCGCUCAGAUCAUGGAACUACGAGAGAAAAUCCCAACGCUGCAGGAGGAAAUAUCAGACCUCAAGCAGACGUAUGAAGAAAACUACUCAGAGCUUCAAGAGAGAUUCAAUUUUACCAAGACGAAGCUGCAAAACACAGAAUUUCAGCUCAAGCACGCAGACGAGAAGAAUUUUAAACUAAUAAUGGAGAUCAGCGACCUGAGGGCUCAGCUGAAAAAAGCCAAGGAACAAACUUCCAGAGGUUCCAGGAAGAGCAUCGCUGGCCUGGAACAACAGCUAAGGACCCAAGAAGCAGCGAACAGAAAACUUGAGAGCAGAAACCGCGACUUAAAGCAACGGGUGGAAGAGCUGGAAAUGCGCUGCAACGCCAACACCGACUGUGAAGACCUGGGAAGACAGCUGGAGCAGAGCCAGGAGGAUGCAGACCGCCUCCAUCGGCAGCUGCAGGAGAAGGACGCCGCUCUCAAAAAGCUGCAGAGCGACUUCGAGCUACAGCGCCAGGAGAAAGACAAGCUGCAGGAGAACUACGACGGUUUGGUGACAAGACUAACGGAUGUGGAGGACAGGACCAUCUAUAACACGAAGAUCACCUGGGAUCCACUAACGGCGCAUCCGAGAAUAGCUUUGUCCGCCGACAACACCGAGGUGUCCACCACCGAAGACGUGCUCCAGGUCCAGGACAACCCCGGCAGGUUCAGCGUGGUUCUCGGCGUUCUGGGCUCAAGCGGUUUCUCCAGAGGUCGGCAUUACUGGGAGGUGUCCGUUGCUGAGAAGAGAUGCUACCACAUUGGGAUGGCCAGUGAAUCCGCUAAGAGGAAGGGAUCGAUAGCCUUCAAGCCCUCACAGGGCUUCUGGACCAUAAUCCUGAACAAACAGGGUCAACUCAAAGCGAUUGAUAUGAACCCUGUACUUCUUCAGGUUGAGAGGCUGCCCAUUACGCUGGGCAUCCUGCUGGACUACAACAGGGGACAGAUUUCCUUCUAUGACUCCGGCGCCAGAUCCCAUUUGUACUCGUUCUCGGGUCAGAAGUUCACAGACAAAAUCUACCCGUUUCUCAACUACUGCGUUGAGGAGGUGGAAAAUCCUCAACCAAUAACUUUACUGCCUCCGGGAUCAACUGACUGGAUCGUUUAAGCGGCACAAGUCCAGUUUUGUCACAUUUUUCUAACAGGUAUGUAGGGCUGGGUGAUUAUUCAAUAUCAAUAUAUAUUGAUCAAGACGUAUAUCGAUGACAGAAAAAAAUAGUCAAUAAAGUUUUCCUUCCUUUUUUCAUUUUAGCCUAUCCUGUAGGUUAAUACUAGUCAUUACAUCCUCCCAACCAAUCACAAAGCAGACCCAGAAACACUCCAACCCCCCCAAGCUCCGCCCCCUUCAGAGUCCACAGAGCAUGUGAUCUUUUUCAUUUUUGACAUACUUGCAGUUUUGGCAAGAAGUUGGUUGAAUAAAAGGCUGAG